CAAAUCAUGAAAGCAAACCAUAAAACCAAAAGCAGGCAAAGGAAUAACACGUAAAAAAGAGGCCGAAAAAGGAAAACAAAAGGAUGCGGUACUUUCUCAACUUAUACUACUAACAGGUCCUUUCCCUGCCAUUUGGACCCAGGUAUCCCACUUGUCAGUGAGAGUAGCUUGGAGCGUCUGAUGAUGUAAGCGGUCGCUUGAACGGCAGUGGAUAUAUAAAUCGAUUUGCCCGGAGCAUAAUGACACCCACAGCUGAAUUGUGCCGAAACCAACCAACUCCUCCUCUCUUCUUCUUCUACCGGUCGUCCUCGGCAAUGGCGACGGCGUGGGUGCGCUCUCUCAGCUGCAAGUCGACCGCCGUCGCCGACGACGUCUAUAGCUCGCCCAAGAAGCGCCCGCCGCCGGCCAAGGGCUCUGAAGCAUUGCUGCCGGCUUGGGAGAAGCCAAGGUCUAGAAACCAGCGCCUGGAUGGACUUGCCAGGACUCCCAAGCCGGAGACGGAGAAGAUGAUGAAGAAGAAGCCCAGGGAUCCAAGGCAGAAUAAGCUCGCGGCAUCGUCGUCUUCUUCGUCACCGGCGGCGGCGUUGCUGGCGAUGACGGAGCUGCCGGAGGGCCACUCGUCGCGGCGCGUGGUCGAGCUCAUCUUCGCCUCCGGAUGGGGAGCCGAUGACUCUGUUCUUCCGGAGGUGGAGGCGCUCUUCCGGGUGCAGGCCACGGCGCGCGCCGCGGCGCGCUUCGAGGACGCGCGGCGCGCCGCAGCGCGCUCGCCCGGCGCGGACGCCCGGUGCGCCGCGGACGGCAACGAGAUGAUGCGGUUCCAGUGCCUCGCCGCGGACGGCAACGAGCUGCUCUGCGCCGCGGUCGCCACGUGCCGGCCCGGGUCCGCCGCCGUGCGCACGUUCGCCAGCAGCGGCGCGGCGCACGCGGCCGCCGGCGCCGGAGCCGGAGAAGAAGGGGAAGCUUCUUCGCGCAGGAGGGGCAUGCUGGUGUGCCGCGUAGUCGCUGGCCGCGUUGGCCGCGCCGAGGAAGACGGCGACUGCGACUCGGUGGACAAUGGCGGCGGCGAGCUCGUGGUGCUCGACAGCCGCGCCGUGCUCCCCUGCUUCCUCGUCGUCUACAGGGCGCCGACCUGCCGUUAAUUUCCCCCCCUGUGGAAUUACCGCCAGUGAUUAAUCUGCUAACUGUUACUCUGUUACUGUUGAUUAGGAUUUGAUUUGAUCUUGCUUGCCCCCAAUCUUUCUUAGCUGCUCGAUCCGAUCCGAUGCGUGAUGAUGGAUGUAGGCGACAGGAGUUAAUGGUGUGCAUGCAUGUGAUGAGAUGAGACUGUAAAUGUAAAAAAAAGCUUCUUCUUUUCCAAUUCUUUUACCACUACUGUACCAUUGCUUGCUCAAAUGAAAUCAAUGGUAUACAAAAUGCAA
This is a messenger RNA of Brachypodium distachyon (stiff brome), 1418 nucleotides long. RefSeq lists its product as uncharacterized. The transcript has a single exon. Bases 240 to 1139 code for a protein of 299 amino acids. The record is from RefSeq and is a predicted model, not a curated record. Lineage: Eukaryota; Viridiplantae; Streptophyta; Magnoliopsida; Poales; Poaceae.